Molecule: messenger RNA, 323 nt
Organism: Raphanus sativus (radish)
Lineage: Eukaryota; Viridiplantae; Streptophyta; Magnoliopsida; Brassicales; Brassicaceae
Exons: 1
Coding region: 106-249 (47 amino acids)
Source: RefSeq, a predicted model, not a curated record
CUAGAAAUGCUAUAAAUUGCUGAGGGGAGUUCAUGAGCUCUCUAUCUGCAACCAAUAGUAAAGAUUUACAAGUAAACCAGAAACACACAAAACCCUUACUUAAAAAUGGCAGUGAUGAGUCACGACAAAGCAGCAGGCAGGCUAUACGAGUCAGCUAACACUCGGCCAAUUCCUUACUCACAAAUUGUUGGCCAAGAGAACGGAGGAGACGAUGACGAUGACGACAGUGACGUGGCUCCAGCGGCUUAAUCAUGCGUAUUUAUAAACAUAAAUAACUAUAUAUCAGUUAAUUAAGUAGUAAUUGUGAUUCUUAUCUUAGAACC